This is a messenger RNA of Galendromus occidentalis (western predatory mite), 755 nucleotides long. RefSeq names its product oligoribonuclease, mitochondrial. The transcript is spliced from 5 exons. The coding region runs from base 44 to 556 and encodes 170 amino acids. The record is from RefSeq and is a predicted model, not a curated record. Lineage: Eukaryota; Metazoa; Arthropoda; Arachnida; Mesostigmata; Phytoseiidae. Gene Ontology annotation, cellular component: mitochondrion. Gene Ontology annotation, molecular function: nucleic acid binding; 3'-5'-RNA exonuclease activity.
GUUGCCCUUGUCCGCGAGGGGUUCGAGGAUCGUGUGGAUCGACAUGGAGAUGACGGGUCUAAACCCCGACAAGGAUACGAUCAUGGAAGCCGCUUGCGUGGUCACAGAGGCGGACCUCAGCGAGGUCGCCAGAAUAGACAAGAUCGUUGUGCACCACCCGUCGUACGUCCUCAACGCGAUGGACGAGUGGUGUAAAACAACCCACGGGAAAUCGGGUCUCACAGCGGAAUGCCUGCAGAGCACGCUCUCUAUCCAGGAGGCGGAAGAUCGGAUAUUGAAAUUGCUCGUCGAACACACGAAUCCCGGUGAGGCGCCUCUGGGCGGGAAUUCGGUUCAUGCGGACCGGAUGUUCAUCCGGCGAUACUUACCUCGAGUCUACGAUCAUCUGAAUUACCGCAUCAUUGAUGUCUCGAGCAUCAGAGAGCUCUGCCACAGAUGGAAUCUUUCUGUGUUCGAGAAGCGCCCUCGGAAAGGGGAGAAUCAUCGUGCCCUUGAAGAUAUCCUUGAAAGUAUUGAAGAACUCAAGUAUUUCAAAGAGCAUUUCCUGAUCACCUGAUCUGGGGAUUGGGUCGCCCCUGCUCCGGAUUAUCCGACGGGCUGGGUGUUCCGCGGAGUGCAUGCCGCAUCCCGAGCAGGCGUCGACCCGUGGAGGAAUCCAUCUACUUAGGAAGCUCGCGAAGACAUCAGCUCGGCGGGAAGAGGCACCCCGUAAUCCGGAGGGGCUCGAUAAGAAUAAACAUCUCUCGUUGUUCGAA